GGGCAUUUAGGUGUUUCCUCCCAGGUUUUCCAGCAGUGGGGCUGGUUUUUACUGUGAUAAUCACUGUAAUGACGAAGAGCCGCGUUGCCCCUGGGCUCCACAGCACUUAGAGGAUUGCUUUGUGGCUCUAACCCCAGCUCCAUCCCUGCGACACAAAGAGCUCGCCGCGCUCUGCUGCCUGCAGCAGCCACACGGGAUCGCGUGCAGCCCCAAAGCGACUUACCAGCAGGCAUUAGGCAAGGGUCCGCAGAGCUCACCUUCUGGAACUUAAGCCUUUUUAAUUUUUUUCCAAAUAUUACAACAUCAUUUUUCCACCUGAUGAAGAAAAAAUAAAUCCAGAGCAGGUGGAACCACUCGUGGUUUUUGCUACCUGACCUCAAAUUGAAUGAAGCAAAAGUUUUAUGGCAAUUGUGUGUUUACUUUCGUAACUUCCUAUAGCACAGGAGGCCUCUGACGUUGUUCAGGGACGUGGUAGAUGCUUCAUCUAUGGACAUCUUGAAAAACAGGGCGCCUGCAGCCAGGAGACCAGAUCCUGGAGGUCAAUGGAGAUUCCCUAAUUGGGGUUACCAGCGAGAGGGCCGUGGACAUCCUGAGGACGGCGUCGGCCACCAGCCACAUGCGCCUUCUUAUAGCCCGCGACAAUGAUGCCAGGAGAGAGUUCUCGGAGCUGCUGGAGAAGUUUGGCUCCCAGAGCAACACCGGCUCUGCACGGAGCUCACCGGUCCUGCAUGGCAGCAGUCGAUAUCUGGAAAGCACGUCCUCAGGCUCCUCCUCGCGCUCCCAGAGCCCGCUGCUGCUGAGCCCGGCCAGCUCCCACGGCCCCUUCAUCGGCAACGCAGCGCACACGCCCCACACGCACUACUCCACUGAAUCAGGAAUCCAGAGCAUUUCUAUAGCAAAGUCCUCCGGCUUAGGGCUGACAAUCAGUGGUGGAUCCAACAGACCUGAUGGUCCCAUGGUUUACAUUCAAGAGCUUAUGCCAGAUGGUGACUGUUACAAGGAUGGUCGGCUCCGACCUGGUGACCAACUAAUUGCUAUCAACAGAGAUUCCCUGGUGGGCAGCACACUUGAAGAGGCCAGAAAAAUCAUUACAAAAGCCAAAUUCAGACACGAGGGAAACACAGAAGUGGCCUUUAUUCCUGGACGGGGACGGUUACAUCCUGGACUGUCAGUUCAUAACAACAUCCUGUCACCACCGCCAAAGGCUGUGGGAAAUGGUCUGAGUUCCUGCAGACUGAAGGUCCACGUGAGGUCCCCAGAGAAUAGACAUGAAAAUCAUUUUCCUGUGCCUUCUUUGUCACCAGACAUCUGCCCACCAGAGCUUACUGUCUCAGCACCCACUUCGGCCCCCAGCCAGGGGGUGGCUGCAGGCACCAAGCCCAGAGUAGCGCUGGACCCCCACAUCCGCCUCAAGGACGGCAAGCUGGAGCUGGUUCUGCAGUACCUCGGUUUGGAGGUGACCGAGGAGAAGAAGAGGCAGCUGCGGCAAACUUUGACCACGGACUCGCAGGGGACGGUGGCCUACGGAGAUCUCCUCCAAGCGCUCAGGGACGUGAUGCAGGACGAGCUGGAUGAGGCCGGCCUGGAUUCCAGCUCUGUGCUCUUCACCCAGCAUGAGGUGGCCAGUCUGCUGGACACGUCGGCGUUUCACUCCCCGACCCUCGACUCGCUCAGCUGCAAUGGCAGCGAGGAGCUGGAGCAGCUGCAGCUGGAGAUGACGGACCUGCGGCAAGAAGUCCGACGGCUAAAGUCUCUCCUGAAAGAGGUGGAAAAUGGUAAGAAGUCAAUGGAAGAUGAGCUUCAGCGGCUGAACCAGAAAGCCCUGGGCUUCCUCUCCGAGAACCGAACACUGCACAGCAAGCUGCAGAUGGCUGAGGUUGUGCAGAGACAGGCUCACAGCGCGGAGCAGGACUACGAGGAAGUGAUCCACUUGCUGGAAGCCGAAAUUGCAGAACUGAAGAUGCAGCUGGCAGGGAAGAAAGCAAAACAUGUGGCCGAAAUAGAGGAGGACAUCCUGGAACUGAAGAGACAGUUGUCCCUGGCUGACGGCCAGUUACGGAAAUCAGAAGUCUCACGGAAGCGCCUGGAGAUCUGCAAUAGGAAACUGCUCCUGUUUGUGCAGAACGUUCACAAGGUCUUGAGCACACCCAGUCACUUACCAGAUGAGAAAAGAGUCAACAGUGAAACAGAAGAGGAUAAAACAGACGCAGUCUCAGAUACAUCUCUUCCAUCUUCAGAUCUUGUUGACCUCUUGCUGUUAGAAGCUAAAGAACUGCUAGCACCAAUCCUCUCCAACAAGGACGCUUCGCCAUGUGACAGGGACCAGUGCCUGCCUGCUGAAGGAAUCCCAAAUUACAAGGACCAUCUUCAUCAGAAGACCACGUGGCCCCCCCCUCCGAGCCAGAACAAGGCUGACCAGCCGCAGUCACUGAGUCCCACCAAGGAGCUGCCUGAGAAGCCAACAUAAAUCUCCCGUGACCUGCUCGUGCUCAGAACUGCGACCGCUCGUAACGCGGCUGCUGCGCUGGGACAUGGCAAGGACACGAAAUGGGUGCUUCAGCUUCCGGGCAAACCAGAGAGAGAAACAAGCUUUCUAACGCAAGACUGAUUCUUCCUGACUAACCGCCCAAGACUUUCUCAGCAUCCUCCCCUGCGCGUCUACCUCUGAGCUAUUGUACAAGGCUAUUUGCUCUUGGUUUUGCAGCUUUAUAGAAAAAAAAAUAUUCUCAAGAGGUUACACAGGCCUGGAUUUCACUGGCAGCCUUUUAGAGCUUGGAUCCUGGGUAGUAAGAGGAGCAUGGACUUACCCAAGGGACUCAGAUUCCUUUUGGUAUUUCAUGUGAAAAACCAAAGUACAUUUAGCGACUGUAAUCAAAGCAGCUUAAUCUGUAGUGUCCUAGCUGUCUUGGGAUAGGUACUUCUCUUUUCAUUCUUUUUGUAUAGCUUGUCCCAGCUGCAAUGCUUGAAAUGGAAAGCACCGUCCCAGCUCGCUGAUGGAGACGGCUGCGUGCUACCGGUGCCCACGUUCUGCUGAACAGCAAGCGCUCCCUGCAGCGCCGGAGAGGACAUAGCGAACGUACUUCAGUAAUGGCCCGCGGCAUCACUCGGAAAUUAGAUACGUACGAUGCAAGCUUGUCUGUGGUUAGCAAAGAAUGCGGUAGAGAUCUGAAGCAAACACAAGGUCUGGAAAAUAAAAUAACACUGCUCACAAGGUGUUGGCUUUCCGAGCUGGGUUCUGAUUGCAGUCACUGUGUCCAGUGCCUCUGAGCAGAAUACCCAUUUCUAACUCCCUCUUAUUCUGGCAGCUCACAGCAAAGUGCGUUUAGAAGUUGCAGGAGAAUGGGAUGCAUUCUAGCUCUUACAACUCAUUACAAUUACUUCAGCUUUCCUAUGUGGGAGUUCAAGGCAUGUGGGUCCUUUAUAGCCUAAAUAGUUAAUAUCUACUACACUCUUAUCACUGCACUGCUAAAACAUUAACUGUGUGAUGGAAUCUCACAGUCACAUAACUAACUAGUCUGAAUUUUUGGUCAAAUUUAAUAUAAUA
Molecule: messenger RNA, 3544 nt
Organism: Oxyura jamaicensis (ruddy duck)
Lineage: Eukaryota; Metazoa; Chordata; Aves; Anseriformes; Anatidae
Product: syntaxin-binding protein 4-like
Exons: 20
Coding region: 617-2467 (616 amino acids)
Molecular function (GO): protein binding
Source: RefSeq, a predicted model, not a curated record